GGGACGGCGUGGAACCUGCAGAGCUGGUGGUGAAAGCGCGUGGCCGAGGCGGGCGAGAGUGGAUGCUGCAGGAUGGUAAAACAUAAGAGAAAAGGUCCCAAAGGGACAGAAAAGAAGAGUAAAAAGCAAAAGAUAACAUCAUCAGAGGAGUCACUGCAGGCAUCUGAUGCCGGGCCGGGCAAGGAGGCGACCAACCCCAAGGUGCCUGAGGCCAGCGCUGAACUGUCACCAGAGGAGAGGAGGGUCUUGGAAAGGAAACUGAAGAAGGAACGGAAAAAGGAAGAGAAAAAGCGGCUGCGAGAGGCAGGCAUUGCUGCAGCUCAGACAGCCAAAGGCCAGACCCCGCCAGCCAAGCCCUCGGCUGCCGUUCUGGCCCUGGAGUAUCUCCAAGGGUGGGCCCAGAAGCAGGAGAGCUGGAGAUUCCAGAAGACAAGGCAGACGUGGCUCUUGCUGAACAUGUAUGACGAAGACAAGGUUCCUGAUGAGCACUUCUCCACCCUGCUGGACUACCUCGAGGGGCUGAAGGGCAGUGCCCGUGAGCUGACAGUCCAGAAGGCCGAGGCCCUGAUGCAGGAGCUUGAUGAGGCCGACACCGAGGCCAGAGAUGCACAGCUGGGGAAGAUGGAGCGCCUCCGGCAGGUGCUACAGCUGCUCUCCUAACAGGAGGAGGUGGCCUUGGGUCCCGAGGACAUGCUGGCUACCUCCUCUGCGGCUGUGGGAGCAAGCAGGUCACCGGAAGGUCAUGUGCCUUGAGGACUUCCUUCCAAAGUCCUGGGAAGGACCCCCCCCACACACACACACACACACAUACCUAUACACAGUCCUGGUGCCUUGAGAGUUGAACAUGGUCUCCCGGAAACAGCUCCCAGGUGCCACUCCCAUGUGUGUGGCCCCAAGGUGGCUGUGAAUAGAUUCUAUGAAUGAAAUCUCAGAGACUGGCCCAUGCCGGCUUUCCCCAUCAGCUAGGGUUCCCUGGUGUGGGGAUGGUGGAUCUCCUACAUACUCAGUCUGAGGGCCACUGCAGUACAGCCUAACAACUCACCUGCCUACAGGGAAGCCCUGCUGGGGACUUGAAGUGUGGAUCCUGGACCUGUAUGGCCGCCAGGAGCUACUAGAGACUGCUGCCCCUUGACCCCGGCUGGCUUUCAGCAACCACGUGUUGUCCCUCAGUGUCAGGAGUAGGUCCAGCUCCUUCUCACUGGGUUGUCUCAGCCCACAUGUUGGAAGCAGAAUGACUAAGCAUUUGUGUCUGGACCCGCGUCACUGUCAGAGCACAUAACCGACUCUCAGUGAGUGAAUUUCCUGGGGACCAUAAAGAAACAUCCAUAGAUGCCAUGUAUGGAGGGCACUGACUGGCCAGAGAGGAUGUGGUGCAAGUCUAACUCAGUGAGCAUUGAGCUCACUGGGUUUGCAUGGGAGCUGUGCAGGGUCUGUCUUCAGCCUCCUGGGCUAUCCAGCCCACAGCUUUCAGAGCCCCUCACUCACAACCCCUGGGCAUCAGAGUAACUUUUACACACCCCUGGAAUAGAGCUAUAUAAAAGAGGUGUACAGAUCACAUAUUAUCUACUAGAUCAUAAGAACUUUAUUUUAAAAGCAAUUCUGAAUAUAUUUAAUUUUGUCAUUUAUUAAAGAUUUAAAACAAGUUUGCAGAGGUGUGCAACCUUGUUGCUGAGAACUGAGGGGGAGUAUGGAAAAUACUGAAAGCUUGUUUUCCAUAAACUGUCUUAAACCGUGAGGCUAAUUCCAGCUCUCAGGAGGCAGAGGCAGGCAGAUCUCUGAAUUCGAGGCCAGCCUGGUCUACAGAGUUGAGUUCAGGACAGCCAGGACUGCACAGAAACCCUGUCUUGAAAAACCAAAAUAAAGCCGGGCGGUGGUGGCGCACGCCUUUAAUCCCAGCACUCGGGAGGCAGAGGCAGGUGGAUCUCUGUGAGUUCGAGACCAGCCUGGUCUACAAGAGCUAGUUCCAGGACAGGCUCCAAAACCACAUAGAAACCCUGUCUCGAAAAACCCAAAAAAAAAACAAAAUAAAUAAAUAAAGCCCUGAGACUGAUAGCAUCAGGUCAAGGGCCAGGGAGUUUCAGGUUGCAGAUCAUGCAGCAGGAGUGCACACAUGAUGUGUUCAGGUCAUGUGACAGGAGUGCACACAUGAUGUGUUCAGGUCAUGUGACAGGAGUGCACACAUGAUGUGUUCAGGUCAUGUGGCAGGAGGGCACGCAUGGUGUGUUCAGGUCAUGUGGCAGGAGGGUGUGCACGGUGUGUUCAGGUCAUGUGGCAGGAGGGUGUGCACGGUGUGUUCAGGUCAUGUGACAGGAGGGCACGCACGGUGUGUUCAGGUCAUGUGGCAGGAGGGCACGCA
Chionomys nivalis (European snow vole) is the source of this 2356-nucleotide messenger RNA. RefSeq names its product chromosome 3 C7orf50 homolog (gene Chlsn). The transcript is spliced from 5 exons. The record is from RefSeq and is a predicted model, not a curated record. The coding region runs from base 73 to 660 and encodes 195 amino acids. NCBI's taxonomy places the organism in Eukaryota, Metazoa, Chordata, Mammalia, Rodentia, Cricetidae.